GGCGCGAGCGAGCUUCCGUGCCGCCCGCCAGCCCGCGCGACCUACCUGGGCGCCCCGCGCCCCCGGAUGCUACAGGUUACUCAGCGGUCGUUAUGACCUCCCGGUUACGUGCGUUGGGUGGAAGAAUUAAUAAUAUACGAACCUCCGAAUUACCCAAAGAGAAAACUCGAUCCGAGGUCAUCUGUAGUAUACGGUUUUUGGAUGGCGUGGUACAGACCUUUAAAGUUAACAAACAAGAUCUGGGCCAAUCACUUCUGGAUUUGGCCUACGGCCACCUGGGCGUGACGGAGAAGGAGUACUUUGGCUUGCAACAUGGCGAUGACCCAGUGGACUCCCCCAGAUGGCUCGAGGCAAGCAAACCCCUCAGGAAGCAGCUGAAAGGAGGUUUCCCCUGUACCCUGCAUUUUCGAGUCAGAUAUUUUAUACCCGAUCCCAACACACUGCAACAGGAGCAAACCAGGCAUCUGUAUUUCUUACAACUGAAGAUGGAUGUUUGCGAAGGAAGGUUGACGUGCCCUCUCAACUCAGCCGUGGUUCUAGCCUCCUAUGCUGUACAAUCUCGUUUUGGAGACUUUAAUCCUUCCAUACACCAUCCAGGCUAUCUUGCCGACAGCCAGUUCAUACCAGAUCAAAAUGAUGACUUUUUAAGCAAGGUGGAGUCGCUCCAUGAGCAGCACAGUGGACUAAAGCAGUCCGAAGCAGAAUCAUGCUACAUCAACAUAGCUCGGACCCUUGACUUCUACGGCGUGGAGCUUCACGGAGGCAGAGAUCUGCACAAUUUAGAUCUAAUGAUCGGAAUUGCUUCUGCGGGCAUUGCAGUGUACCGAAAAUACAUUUGUACGAGUUUCUACCCUUGGGUGAACAUACUCAAAAUUUCUUUCAAAAGAAAAAAGUUCUUCAUACACCAGCGGCAAAAACAGGCUGAAUCCAGGGAACAUAUCGUGGCCUUCAACAUGCUAAAUUACCGAUCUUGCAAAAACUUGUGGAAAUCCUGUGUGGAGCACCAUUCAUUCUUUCAGGCAAAGAAGUUACUACCUCAGGAAAAGAGUGUUCUGUCCCAGUACUGGACUCUAGGCUCCAGGAACCCCAAAAAGUCUCUAAAUAACCAAUACUGCAAAAAGGUGAUCGGAGGGAUGGUGUGGAAUCCAACCAUGAGGAGGUCCUUAUCAGUGGAACGGCUAGAAACCAAGAGCCUACCUUCUCGGUCCCCACCCAUCACCCCCAACUGGCGAAGUCCUCGGCUCCGGCACGAAAUCCGAAAGCCUCGCCAUUCUUCUGUGGACAACCUCGCCAAUGAGAUGACCUACAUCACGGAAACCGAAGAUGUGUUCUAUACCUACAAGGGAUCCCUGUCCCCCAAAGACAGUGAUUCCGAAGUAUCCCAGAACCACAGCCCACACCGAGAGAGUUUGUCUGAAAACAAGCCAACACAAAGCCGCCUGACCCGGCAAUCAUCCAGUUCGGUGUCUCCGUCUUCAAAUGCCCCAGGCUCCUGUUCGCCAGACGGAGUUGACCCGCAGUUCUUAGAAGACUAUCACAAGAUGAUCAAAGGGGGCUCCAUCGAGGAUGCCAGCCAGUACUACUGCGACAAGAGUGAUGAAGGUGAUGGGUACCUAGUCCUGAUCCGCAUCACACCAGAUGAAGAGGGAAGAUUUGGAUUUAAUCUCAAGGGAGGAGUGGAUCAAAAGAUGCCUCUUGUGGUCUCAAGGAUCAACCCAGAGUCGCCGGCGGACACUUGCAUGCCAAAGCUGAAUGAAGGGGAUCAGAUCGUGCUGAUCAAUGGCCGGGACAUCUCAGAGCACACUCACGACCAGGUGGUGAUGUUCAUCAAAGCAAGCCGGGAGUCCCACUCAAGAGAACUGGCCCUGGUGAUCAGGAGGAAAGCUGUACGCUCACUGGCCGAGAUCAGAUCCGAAGAUGAGCUGAGUCAGCUUUUCCCAGAAACCAUGUUUCCUGUAUAUCCUGAGGGCGGGGACAGUCUGGAGGGAUCCAUGGAACUGCUGAAGAAAGGUCUGGAAAGUGGUACGGUGCUGAUCCAGUUUGAGCAACUCUACAGGAAGAAGCCAGGCUUAGCCGUCACGUGUGCGAAGCUGCCUCAGAAUCUGGAUAAAAACCGAUACAAGGAUGUGUUGCCCUAUGACACCACUCGGGUAUUAUUGCAGGGAAACGAAGAUUAUAUUAACGCGAGUUAUGUGAAUAUGGAGAUGCCCGCCGCUAACCUUGUAAACAAGUACAUCGCCACUCAGGGCCCCCUGCCACACACCUGUGCCCAGUUUUGGCAAGUUGUCUGGGAUCAGAAAUUGUCUCUCGUGGUCAUGCUGACAACGCUCACAGAACGAGGGCGGACCAAAUGUCACCAGUACUGGCCAGAUCCCCCUGACGUCAUGGACCACGGCAUCUUUCACGUCCAGUGUCAAGCAGAGGACUGUACCAUUGCUUAUGUGUCCCGAGAAAUGCUAGUUACAAACACUGAGACCGGGGAAGAACACACAGUGACUCAUCUCCAGUAUGUUGCGUGGCCUGACCACGGCGUGCCUGAUGACUCCUCAGACUUCUUGGAGUUUGUGAAGUACGUGAGGUCCCUGAGGGUAGGCGGGGAGCCUGCCCUCGUUCACUGCAGUGCUGGAAUAGGUCGAACAGGUGUGCUGGUCACUAUGGAAACAGCCAUGUGCUUAAUUGAGAGGAACCUGCCUAUUUACCCGCUGGAUAUUGUCCGGAAAAUGAGAGACCAGCGCGCCAUGAUGGUGCAGACAUCAAGCCAAUACAAGUUUGUGUGUGAAGCGAUUCUUCGAGUGUAUGAAGAAGGCUUAGUCCAGAGGCUGGAUCCCAGUUAA
Molecule: messenger RNA, 2834 nt
Organism: Microtus ochrogaster (prairie vole)
Lineage: Eukaryota; Metazoa; Chordata; Mammalia; Rodentia; Cricetidae
Gene: Ptpn3
Product: protein tyrosine phosphatase non-receptor type 3
Biological process (GO): protein dephosphorylation
Cellular component (GO): cytoskeleton; cytoplasm; cytoplasmic side of plasma membrane
Molecular function (GO): cytoskeletal protein binding; protein tyrosine phosphatase activity
Source: RefSeq, a predicted model, not a curated record